Medicago truncatula (barrel medic) is the source of this 1170-nucleotide messenger RNA. RefSeq lists its product as uncharacterized. Lineage: Eukaryota; Viridiplantae; Streptophyta; Magnoliopsida; Fabales; Fabaceae. The transcript has a single exon. The coding region runs from base 1 to 1170 and encodes 389 amino acids. The record is from RefSeq and is a predicted model, not a curated record. Gene Ontology annotation, biological process: defense response.
AUGUCGUAUUUAUCAUCCUCUUCACCAUAUCAACUCUUAGAAAUCAAUAUCAUAUCUGCACAAGAUUUAUCCGGUGUUGCAAAAUCCGUCAAGGCCUAUGCAGUUGCAUGGUUACAUCCAGAACGAAAAUUAGCCACACAAAUUGAUCAAGUUGGCCAUACCAAUCCAACAUGGAAUGAGAAAUUUGUUUUCCGCGUCGAUAAUGAAUUUCUCAAUUCAGAAAGUUCUGUUAUCAUGAUUGAAAUCUACAAUUCUGCUUGGCUCCGUGAUAUUCUCAUUGGAACCGUGGUUGUUCUUGUUAACAACCUUCUCCCAACGGUAACACUCUCAGGUAAUCGGAAACCUAAACUUCGAUUUGUUGGACUUCAAAUACGAAGACCCUCAGGUCGUCCACAAGGGAUUCUUAACAUCGGUGUUACGUUGCUCGAUAGCACGAUGAGAAGCAUGCCACUUUAUUCGGAGCUAAGCACAUCUGCUGUUGGUUAUUGGGAUAUGAUGGAUUCAAAUUCAAACAAAAGGAAAGUUAAUAAUAACUACAAUGACAACAAUUCGAUCGUCACUGAUGAUUCGAAGAUGAUGUUAACUCUUCAACGAUGUCAGAGCGAGAAAAAUGAUUCAACUAUUAAUGAUUACACCUAUCACGGUGCUGGAAAAAACAAUUAUAAUGGUUAUGAGGAAUCUGAAGCGAGCAUGCCGUUACCAAGAAAAAGGGGGAAUGAGGAGUCAUUAUGUUCUGAUGUAGGACCAUCACCGUCUGUUGUUGCAGCAGCAAUAGCGAAGGGAUUGUAUCUGAUGCCUCCACCGUCGAGAAAGGUGAAGAGCUCAGCGGUUGGUGGAUGGUCAGAGAGUAACUAUACGGAAGGGAUGGAUACAAAGAUUGAGAGGUGGAGGAAUGAGUUGACACCGGCCUAUGACGAAGAAUUUGAAGAAUUGGAUGAAGAGAUUAAGAAGAGAAUGGUGGUGGCAAAGAAAACGCCCAAGCGUAGUGGGAAAACGCCGGGACGACCUAUGAGUAAGAAAGGGAAGUUAUGUUCGUGUUUUGGAACGAUGUUUGGGUGUGAGUUUUCGAUAACUUGUGGUGGUGGUGGUAAUAAUAAAAAGAAACGUGGAAAUGACAAGGCUCAUCUCACCUCUGCAUCUGAACUCACUUAUGAUGAAUCACGAAUUUAA